This is a messenger RNA of Lactuca saligna, 1716 nucleotides long. Lineage: Eukaryota; Viridiplantae; Streptophyta; Magnoliopsida; Asterales; Asteraceae. The record is from the annotation of a GenBank genome assembly.
AUGGAUCAUGGGUUUCUUCACUAUCCAUGUCCAAAACAAACCACAAGAUUGAUUUGGGUAUUCGGAAUCUCAUUGGUUGUUGUAUUGACUCUUCAAUAUUCCGAACUUCCAAUAUUCAACAGCAUAUCACUUCUACUUUCUAGUGCUAAGGCCUCCUUUGUUCGAGAAAGUUAUUUCUCAAAUGCAAACAACACAAGUUUCAUGCAACAAGACUUAAAAGAUUCGUAUUCAGGUGUUAACGGAUCUUCCCCCAAAAAUUCCACAGAGGAAAGAGAAAAAACUGCCCAAAAUGGAGAUCUGAAAAAGCCCAAAAUGGAGACUUUACCAGUAAUGUCAAUUUCCCAGAUGAAUGAAGAGCUAAAGAAAAGUCGUUCUUCCCUUUAUUCAGUCACAUCUCAAGUUUCAUCAUUGGUUGAUCAACAACUACUUGAAGCAAAAUCACAAAUUGAAAAUGCCGCCUUCACUAGCAAUGAUUCGGGACUUUACGCCCCUAUUUAUCGGAAUAUUUCCAUGUUUAAAAGGAGUUAUGAAAUAAUGAACCGAAUGCUCAAAGUGUACAUCUACAAAGAUGGAGAAAAGCCGAUUUUCCAUGAUUGGAUACUUGAGGGAAUAUAUUCAUCUGAGGGUUGGUUUUUGAAACUGAUGGAAGAAAAUAAACAAUUUGUAACAGAAGACCCGAAUGAAGCUCAUUUAUUCUACAUACCCUUUAGUUCCCGAUUGCUUGAGUUAACACUUUAUGUUCCUCAUUCACACAGUCGUGAGAAUCUGAUUCAGUUCAUGAAGAACCACACUGAAAUGCUUAUAAGUAAAUAUCCAUUUUGGAAUAGAAGGAAUGGAUCAGAUCAUUUUCUGACUGGUUGCCAUGAUUGGGCCCCAGCGGAAACAAGGGGACGUUUACUCAACACUAUAAGAGCCCUUUGCAAUGCCGACAUUCGAACAGGUUUCAAAAUAGGCAAAGACGUUUCACUUCCAACAACAUACGUAAGAUCCUCAAAAAAUCCUCUGAAAGACAUAGGAGGCAACCCUCCAACACAACGACCAAUUCUAGCCUUUUUUGCGGGUCAUAUGCACGGAUAUGUCCGACCCGUUUUAUUAAAUCAUUGGGGAAACGAUACAGACAUGAGAAUAUUCGCCCGAAUGCCUCAUGUUAAAGGCAACAAAAACUACAUCGACCACAUGAAAAGUAGCAAAUACUGUAUUUGUGCUCGAGGAUUUGCGGUUCAUAGCCCGAGAGUUGUGGAGUCGUUAAUUUACGAUUGUGUCCCUGUGAUUAUAUCGGAUAAUUACGUGCCUCCGUUUUUUGAGGUUUUGAAUUGGGAAUCGUUUGCGGUUUUUGUGUUGGAGAAGGAUAUUGUGAAUUUGAAGAAGGUGUUGCUUUCGAUUUCUGAAGAGAAGUAUGUUGAGAUGUAUGAGAGAGUGAAGAAGGUUAAGGAGCAGUUUUUUUGGCAUUCGGAGCCUGUUAAGUAUGAUUUGUUUCAUAUGAUUCUUCAUUCUGUGUGGUAUAAUAGAGUUUUAAGAAUGUAAGGGAUAUGAGAGCUAGUAAUAUGUUGGAUUUGUGAUAAUAUUGCAAGUUCUGGUUUGUUGUAUGAUUAUAAGAAAGUUGAUAACAAAAUGGUUAUACUUUUUACCGUUUUAAGAAAAUUAUUUUGGAAGAAAGAUUCUUCGAAACAGUUUGAGAAAUUUUAACUUGUUAAAUCAAGCCCUUAUGCACUCGAG